This is a messenger RNA of Lucilia cuprina (Australian sheep blowfly), 1181 nucleotides long. RefSeq names its product replication factor C subunit 2 (gene RfC4). Gene Ontology annotation, biological process: DNA repair; DNA-templated DNA replication. Bases 122 to 1117 code for a protein of 331 amino acids. Gene Ontology annotation, molecular function: DNA clamp loader activity; DNA binding; ATP hydrolysis activity. The transcript is spliced from 3 exons. The record is from RefSeq and is a predicted model, not a curated record. NCBI's taxonomy places the organism in Eukaryota, Metazoa, Arthropoda, Insecta, Diptera, Calliphoridae. Gene Ontology annotation, cellular component: nucleus; DNA replication factor C complex.
CGGCGCAGGGUUCUGAGUAGCAAUAAAAAAUUGCAUGUUUUUGGCGCAAAUAAACAAUAAAAUUUUACAUCUUUUGUUUGGAAGCCAUAAAAUUUGUAACAAAUUUAAUAAAUAAAAAAACAUGCCAGAGGUAGAAUUAACAGCAGAAGAAAUUAAAAGGCGUAAUUUGCCAUGGAUUGAAAAAUAUCGACCGGUAAAAUUUGAUGAAAUUGUAGGCAAUGAAGAUACUGUGGCUCGUUUAUCGGUAUUUGCUACUCAGGGUAAUGCUCCAAAUAUUAUAAUAGCGGGUCCACCUGGUGUGGGCAAAACUACAACUAUACAAUGUUUGGCUAGAAUAUUACUUGGUGACAGCUAUAAAGAGGCAGUUCUAGAAUUAAACGCCUCCAACGAACGUGGUAUUGAUGUAGUGCGUAAUAAAAUCAAAAUGUUUGCCCAACAAAAAGUCACACUACCUCGUGGACGUCAUAAGAUUGUUAUUUUGGAUGAGGCCGACAGUAUGACUGAGGGUGCUCAACAGGCUUUAAGGCGUACUAUGGAAAUUUACAGCAAUACUACCCGCUUUGCUCUAGCCUGCAAUACUAGUGAAAAGAUUAUAGAGCCUAUACAGUCGCGUUGUGCCAUGUUACGUUUUACCAAACUAUCAGAUGCUCAGGUUUUGGCCAAGUUACUGGAAGUUUGUCAACGUGAAAAUCUUGAAUACGAUGAAGAAGGACUUGAGGCCAUAGUUUUUACAGCACAGGGUGAUAUGCGUCAAGGUUUGAAUAAUUUGCAGUCAACAGCCCAAGGUUUCGGAAAAAUUACCGGGCCAAAUGUUUUCAAAGUAUGUGAUGAACCGCAUCCCAUGCUUAUACAGGAUAUGUUGCAGCAUUGUGCUCAAAAUGAUAUACACAAAGCCUAUAAGAUAUUGGCUAAAUUAUGGCGCUUUGGUUAUGCUGCCGAGGAUAUUAUCGGCAACAUAUUUCGUGUUUGCAAACGUUUGAAUGUCGAUGAACAUAUGAAGUUGAAUUUUAUACGGGAAAUCGGUGUGACACACAUGAAAGUGGUUGAUGGAUUGAAUUCUUUGCUACAAUUAACUAGCUUAUUAGCUAGGCUAUGUGAAAUUGCAGAUGCUCAGUAAAUAAGUAUAUAUAUUUUUAGCGUUAUAGUUAUUUUUAUUAAAUAAAACAUAUUGUUUAAAAAAA